This is a messenger RNA of Bombus impatiens (common eastern bumble bee), 3620 nucleotides long. RefSeq names its product putative sodium-dependent multivitamin transporter. The record is from RefSeq and is a predicted model, not a curated record. NCBI's taxonomy places the organism in Eukaryota, Metazoa, Arthropoda, Insecta, Hymenoptera, Apidae. The transcript has 7 exons. Gene Ontology annotation, biological process: sodium ion transport; transmembrane transport. Gene Ontology annotation, cellular component: membrane. Gene Ontology annotation, molecular function: symporter activity. Bases 913 to 2664 code for a protein of 583 amino acids.
GUCGGUUCUUCGUCGCUUUGUAACGAAUGUUCUCUUUGAGCUCUUUAUUCGUUUCCAAUUAAAGGACUUCAAAGAAACGUUAAAAUCAUUAAAUCUUUCACGAUCGAUAGCCCUAUCGACAAGGCCCUAUUCGAAUAUCUUUUUCGCAUUCCUAUUGCUCCCACUCGAGACAGGAAUUGGCUCAGCAGACGAAAAUUCCUCUUUAUCUUGAAUUCAUUAACCUUUAAGAGAUUAAUUAUCAUUCGUGACUCUGAAUCGGGCCACGAAUCGACGCCAAUCGGACUGGUUCUUUCGCAAGGGUGACCAACGUUAUUGACUUUACAUGAUUAAACAGUCAUUAAAUCAUAAGUUUCGUUUUUCAGAACUCCAGACACAUGAUUUAUAUUAUGGCGAGAGAAUAGUCCCAUUAUAAUCUCCUGCAAUUUAUAAACCACCUUCUUCAUAAUCUUCCUUCUCUCUCUUUCUCUCUCCAUCAUAUUUUUCCUCGUCCAUUGGCACGCUUAGCCGGCUGGCUGAAUAUUACCUGAAUUUACCACCGUUUUUCGAACGUUCGUUAAAGUGGCGAGGCUUUGCGUGCAUUUGACAGGAAAUAUGCUGAGCCAAGCUUUACGUAAUGGACCGCUUCAUCCUCGCCUCUUUUCUGCUCGUUCGAACGAACACACUCGACCACAAAACACGCAGGUGACGACUUCUCCAAGGGAUCCUCUCUCUGAGAAUUCGCGCGCGCCUUUUCUUCGUGCUAUCAGCUCACGGUUGGGACCAUCGGCCGCCAGUGUGUUACGUUCACAGCCUGUUCCCUCGUCGCCGCAGAAACGAUUCAGGAAGAAGCACGAUACUCGGGCAAACAAGCUCGCGAUAUCGAAUUUCUCGUCCAUCGCGAGUUGAUGGUAUCACACGAGUGGAUCUUAUAGAAUGGACAAGCAGAGCAAGGAUAAUGAUACAUCGACGCUUCAAUGGCCGGAUUAUCUUGUCAUCGGUCUAAUGCUGUCGAUCUCAACCGGCAUUGGGAUCUACUACCGAUUCACCGGAGGCAGGCAACGCACGGCCGAGGAGUACUUCUCAGCCAAUCGAACGAUGGGCGUCGUUCCUUUAUCGAUCGCACUGAUGGUGUCUUUCAUGUCAGCGAUCACGGUGCUAGGAAUCAGCGCAGAAACUUACAUUCACGGCACGCAAGUCACGCUGUUGUACCUGGGUGGUUUCUUUGGUACACCAAUCGUCUUGUAUCUCUAUCUUCCCGUUUUCAUGGAAUUGAACACCAUGAGUGUCUAUGAGUAUCUAGAGAAACGAUUUGGAGUAGGAGCACGACUACUAGCCAGCACUGCUAAUUUCCUGCAGCUACUUUUGUACACUGGAAUAGUAUUAUUCGCGCCUUCGUUGGCACUAGAAGCGACCACUGGUCUGUCAGGGAACAUGAGCAUCGUGCUGAUCGGCCUGAUUUGCACCUUCUACUCGACCGUAGGUGGCAUCAAGGCUGUCCUCAUCACCGACGUCUUUCAAGCAGUACUGAUAUUCACCGCACUUUUGUGCGUCCUGAGUAUCGCCGCUAGCGACCUUGACGGAGGCUUAUCCAAUGUGUGGAGCAUCGCUCAAGAGGAUGGUCGAAUAGAAUUCUUCGAUUUCAGGAUUGAUCCAACUAUAAGGCAUACAUGGUGGGCAUUACUGAUUGGUGGGACUACCAUGUUUCUGUCUUUAUACGCGGUUAAUCAGAUCCAAGUUCAGCGCUUACUCACUGCCAAGAGUCUCAAAUCUUCGCAACGCGCGCUCAUUCUCAGCGGCCCACUCACUUUACUCUUAGGUUCUUUGACAGCGUUCUGCGGUCUAAUCCUCUACGCUGUGUACAGAAACUGCGACCCAGUUACAUCCGGUAAAAUCUCAAGUUUCGACAAGAUAAUGCCAUAUUUCGCAGCUGAAAGAAUGUCACGAGUGCCAGGUGUCACUGGGCUCUUCAUUUCCGGUGUAUUCAGCGCGAGUCUCAGCACCAUAUCCGCUAUGUUGAAUUCUCUAGCUGCUGUAGCUUUGGAAGACUAUGUAAAGCCCACGUGUCGUAAAUUUAGUAUAGAAUUUCCAACAGAAAAGGCCACGUUAAUUGGAAAAUUUCUUGCUGUGGCGAAUGGUUUCACGUGUUUAGCCGUGGCUUUUAUUGCCAAAUCGAUGGGACCGCUGGUCGAAGCUGCCAUAGGGAUUUCUGGAGCGAUUGGAGGACCCAUUUUGGGGAUUUUCACACUAGGCAUGGUCGUGGAAAAGGCAAAUCAGGCUGGAGCCAUCGUUGGCACUAGCACAGCCUUGAUCACGUGCAUUUGGGCAGUAUUUGGUACACCGAAACCACCAACACCCAAUCUUCCGCUAUCUGUGGAAGGCUGCGACAAUUCCACCUUACUCCUCUAUCGUCAAAACACAACUUUAUUCGAAGACCCCGCGGACGAUUCGUCGUACUUUUAUUUGUAUCGUAUAUCGUACAUGUGGUAUAAUCCACUUGGACUGGCAAUCACGUUGAUCGUGGGCUACGUAACCAGCCUGAUCACGAAUAAGAUAUUUUACAAGAACGCUCGCGAACCAGAGCCUAACUUGUUCUUCCCCUUCCUGGCAGCGCGAAUUAGGAGACGAAGGGAGGACGCGCAGAAGACUACGAACAGCCAGGUCUUCGUAUUGGAGAACAGAAAAUGAAAUAAAGAAUAUAAGAAUAGUAGCGAGCGUAUUGAGAAUUAAGCUCCGAUGAGAUAAUGGAUAUCUCAGAGCAAGUGGAACUGCACUGCCCAUUAUAAGUUCGAAAUUAUCUGUCAGAAGAACUUUCCAAAAAUGGAGGCAAAAAUUCUAUAUACUAUUUCGUUGAUGUAAUGUACAAUUUGUAUAAAUUCACCACGGUAGCAAUCCUAUGGAUAUUAAGAACAUCGCGAGGAAGUGAAAUUCAACGCUUCCGAGCUCGUAUGACAGAAACACGAAUCCCGUAGAUAAGAAGAUUUGCUUCAAGAACGAGCGAAACAAUUUAUCGAUUUAAAAACUUGCAUUUCACUUACGAAUAUCGUAUUUGCUUCGUGUUACGAGCAACUUCCUAAGAAGGAAAGUAAUCGAGCCAGCUUCUGCAAGUAAUACUCAUUAAUAAAAUAAGCUCAGGUUGAGAUCCAGUGUCACUGUUCCUUGUACUUAUUAACUGUUCUGAUGAUUUCAUUAGCCAUAACUCAUCGGCAGUGCCUCGUCGUAGAGCAAAUUAAUAAAAUCUCCAAUUUGCACCAUGUUUCGAUUGCAGCGCGUUAAAUUUGCCAGCGCCAUCGGCCAUCGUCUUUUCCUCGCUUUGUUCAUUUGCAACUUAACGAGAGACGAUUGGGCUGGAAAAGGAUGUGAGCUAUCCACGAAUGAAGCUAUCCAGGCAUCUGGGUCACAGGGAUGACCGGAUUAGAGACACUAUAAUUCUCGUUGUAUCGUUUUAGCCAAACACCGAGAAAAAUGACCGCGUAACUUAACUUAUCUCGUAAUGGUCAACGAGCAAUUCACUGUGGAGUAUGGGUCGCGAACGACCCGCUAACACGUUUAAUUAAACUUCAUUCUAUACGGCACGUUAUCACACUACCGCUCUGUAAUAGCGAAAGACACGCAAUAAAAGAUAAUUGAUUCUUUCAACGAAA